Molecule: messenger RNA, 1783 nt
Organism: Trachymyrmex septentrionalis
Lineage: Eukaryota; Metazoa; Arthropoda; Insecta; Hymenoptera; Formicidae
Gene: mRF1
Product: peptide chain release factor 1-like, mitochondrial
Exons: 2
Coding region: 187-1470 (427 amino acids)
Biological process (GO): translational termination
Molecular function (GO): translation release factor activity
Source: RefSeq, a predicted model, not a curated record
UGGACAAUUUAUUACUUAGAGACUCUUCUUUUUCAAAGGAAAUUUCUAAACUGGUGAUAUACUGCACUGAUACAAUAAUAAGUUGGAGUGAAACGAAUAUAGUUUGUUUUACUCCAACUUAUUGCACCGGUUCUUCACACUAGUUCAGGUUCAGAACUUUCUUCGAAAAAGAACAGGUGCUCGCGCAUGUGUUCUUUAUCCUGCCGACAAAAUCAGUUGUAUUAUUGUAUUGUUAUACGGAUUCGCAGAAUGUCUUUACUAGUUCGGAGAUGCAAAUUCGAUAGUUGCUGGUAUUCGACACUCGUAAAUAGGCUAAAGCUUAACGAGCUACCUACUUGGUCGUUAACUAACCUGAUUUGGACUUCGAGAAGUUUUUGCAAUGCACACGCGAAAUUAAAGAUUUUAGAUGACAAAACUAAAAAGUUUUUAGAUUAUCUCAUGAAUGAGUACAGAAACAAGUCCUGGCAAAGUAAUAACUUUAUCGAUUUUGUCGAUUUAAAUGCUUCCGGUAGUUUAUUUAAUGAAAGAGUACAACUUGUGGAAAAUAUUCAAAAUUUGCAUGAUUUAGGGCAACAAGAUGUAGAGAUAAAAAAAUUAGCAGAAGAAGAAACAAUGUUGUACAAAGAACAAUUAAAUGAACUUGAUGAAAGAUUGUUGCACAUGAUACUGACAACCAUGUAUAAAGAUUUUUACAGUAACAUCAUUAUUGAAAUAACGGCAGGUGUUGGUGGUAAGGAAGCAAUGCUGUUUGUCAAAGACUUGUAUGAUAUGUACAUAGGUUAUGCCAAGUAUUUAGAUUUGGAUCAUGAAGUGAUCGACAUACAGAUGGCUGAUAAGGGUAUUAGACAUGCCAGUAUUAUGAUUUCUGGUGAUCAAAUCAACAAGUUUCAACAUGAGGGUGGUGUACACAGAGUACAACGGAUACCAGCUACAGAAAAAUCAGGCAGAGUACAUACUAGUACUGCCUCAGUGGCUAUUCUGCCAGUGCCAUCAGAAAUACAGAUUAUGAUUAAUGAGAAUGAUCUAAAAAUAGACACAAAAAGAGCGUCUGGUGCAGGUGGUCAACACGUGAACACUACGGACUCUGCAGUGAGGAUAACGCAUUUGCCAAGUGGGUUAAGCGUUACCUGUCAGGUACAUAGAUCACAAGGGUCGAAUAAAAAAAUGGCGAUGGACAAACUGAGGAGUAUCCUGUAUGAACAGCAAUUGAAUAAGCAAACGUCGUUCACGAGUAAAUUACGGCAAAAGCAAAUGGGAAUGGGAUUCAGGAAUGAGAAGAUCAGGACAUACAAUUAUAAUCAGAAUCGUGUGACUGACCAUAGGCUAGGCCAAAAUGGGACUUUCAACAACUUGAUAGAAUUUAUGCAAGGUGGAGUAGCUCUAGAGGAAUUGGAGGACAGAUUGUAUAAUCACGUACAGAUAGAAACUCUGUUAGAAGUAAUAAAAAAAUUGGAGUCACAAUCAAAGUAAUGUUAAUUCAUUCUAGCAUCAUCAUUUUGAUAUAAAAGAUUGUAUAUAGGAUUUGUUUUACAUAGGCAUUGUACAGGACACAGAAUCAAAUAUAUGUAAUAUAUGUAGUAAUACUAACACAUUCUCAUUUAUAUUUGAUCGAGAUGACAUUCCUCUCACUUGAUAAGACAGACUAAUUUAAUUUUAUAUAUGUAUACACACACGCGCACGCACGCGCGCGCACACACACACACACACACACACACACACACACACAUAUAUUCGCCGAAUUUGCUGAUCAACAUAUGGAAUUUUGUAUUUAUUUUUUAUCUUA